Jaminaea rosea is the source of this 1428-nucleotide messenger RNA. Its product is annotated as ATP-dependent RNA helicase FAL1. Gene Ontology annotation, cellular component: catalytic step 2 spliceosome; nucleolus. Gene Ontology annotation, molecular function: ATP binding; mRNA binding; RNA helicase activity. Lineage: Eukaryota; Fungi; Basidiomycota; Exobasidiomycetes; Microstromatales. Bases 58 to 1254 code for a protein of 398 amino acids. The record is from RefSeq and is a predicted model, not a curated record. The transcript has 6 exons.
ACGCUCACUCAGCCAUCCACGUCUUUUGUGCCAUCUCCUUCGUAAACUCAAGCCAAAAUGAGUCGCUCAGGCAUCAACCCUGGCGAUGCUAAGCUGCACUUCGAGUCGUCGGAAUCGGUAAAGGUAGCCCCAACCUUCGAUGCCCUCGGCCUCAAGGAGGACCUCCUACGAGGAAUCUACGCCUACAACUUCGAGAAGCCAUCUGCUAUCCAACAACGAGCCAUCCUUCCCAUCAUCCGCGGCAGAGAUGUCAUUGCUCAAGCCCAAUCGGGAACGGGUAAGACGGCCACCUUCUCCAUCGGCAUGCUCCAGUCCAUCGAUACGACGCUGCGCGAUUGCCAGGCGCUAGUCCUCAGCCCUACGCGCGAGCUGGCUACGCAAAUCCAGAGCGUAGUCCUCGCCCUGGGAGACUAUAUGAAUGUGCAGUGUCAUGCGUGUAUUGGUGGGACGAGCGUCGGAGAUGACAUCAGGAGGCUGGAGCAUGGGCAGCACGUCGUCUCUGGAACGCCCGGCAGGGUCUUUGAUAUGAUCAAGAGACGACAUUUGAGGACCAAGAAUAUCAAGAUGCUCAUUAUGGACGAGAGCGACGAGUUGCUGGGCAUGGGAUUCAAGGAGCAGAUCUACGACAUCUACCGAUACCUGCCGCCAGCUACGCAGGUGGUCGUGGUCUCUGCUACUCUCCCUCAGGAUGUCCUGGAGCUCACUACUAAAUUCAUGACGGACCCUGUGCGCAUCCUCGUCAAGCGUGACGAGCUGACCCUGGAGGGCAUCAAGCAAUUCUUCGUCGCUGUGGAGAAGGAGGACUGGAAGUUCGACACCCUCUGCGAUCUUUACGACACGCUGACGAUCACCCAAGCGGUCAUCUUCUGUAACACCCGCCGCAAAGUCGACUGGCUCACCGAGAAGAUGCGCGAGAACAACUUCCAAGUGUCGAGCAUGCACGGCGAGAUGCAGCAGAAGGAGCGAGACGCAAUCAUGUCCGAAUUCAGACAAGGAUCAUCCCGAGUCUUGAUCACGACGGAUGUGUGGGCAAGGGGGAUCGAUGUGCAGAAUGUGAGCCUGGUCAUUAAUUAUGAUCUGCCGCUGAAUAGGGAGAACUACCUGCAUAGGAUUGGAAGGUCGGGAAGAUUUGGGAGAAAGGGAGUUUCGAUCUGCUUUGUUACCGUGGAUGACGUGAGGAUUUUGCGGGACAUCGAGCAAUUCUACUCAACAACCAUCGACGAGAUGCCCGUCAACCUCCAAGAUAUGGUCUGAUCCAGCCCAAAGGAUCUUGCGCUUCGCUACUUUGUACAAUAUAUGCCAUUCACUUGAGAAGCCAGCUUGCCCCUUUGCUCUUUUUGCGCGUGUCCACCGCGGUGAUCCAGGCGGAACGAUCGCCAUCAGUUGGGAGUUGUGCUGGGGGGGUCAAGGGUCAGGAGGUGUGAAGGG